Messenger RNA from Gracilinanus agilis (Agile Gracile Mouse Opossum), 1903 nucleotides. RefSeq names its product zinc finger protein OZF-like. The transcript is spliced from 3 exons. Gene Ontology annotation, molecular function: DNA-binding transcription factor activity; RNA polymerase II cis-regulatory region sequence-specific DNA binding. The record is from RefSeq and is a predicted model, not a curated record. Lineage: Eukaryota; Metazoa; Chordata; Mammalia; Didelphimorphia; Didelphidae. The coding region runs from base 1 to 1293 and encodes 430 amino acids. Gene Ontology annotation, biological process: regulation of transcription by RNA polymerase II.
AUGGCUGAAAAAUUUCGAGAUAGUCCCUUGGACACUCCUCUAGACAACCCAGAUCUAGAUUUAUUCACUGAUGGUUCUUCUUUCACGAGGGAUGCCAUAUACUACACUGGAGCUUCUAUAGACACAGAAUUUGCCACUCUAUGUUUUAGCUCCAGUCUUACUGUACAUCAGAGAAUCCACAGUGGGGAGAAACCGUAUCCGUGUAAACAAUGUGGAAAGACAUUCACUUGCAGCUCUAGUCUUGCUGUACAUCAUAGAAUUCACAGUGGGGAGAAGCCUUAUGAAUGCAAGCAGUGUGGAAAGACAUUUAGUCAGAGCUCCAAAGUUGAUCAACAUCAGAGAAUCCACAGUGGGGAGAAACCUUAUGAAUGCAACCAGUGUGAAAAGACAUUCAGACAGAGAUCCCAACUUCAUCAACAUCAGAGAACCCACACUGGUGAAAAACCCUACAAAUGCCAGCAAUGUGGAAAGACAUUCAGUUGUAGCUCCAGUCUUGCUGUACAUCAGAGAAUCCACAGUGGGGAGAAACCAUAUGAAUGCAACCAGUGUGGGAAAGCAUUCAGACAGAGCUCUGAACUUGUUCAACAUCAGAGAAUCCACAGUGGAGAGAAGCCUUAUGAAUGCAACCAGUGUGGAAAGACAUUCAGUCAGAGAGCCCAUCUUGCAGUACAUCAGAGAAUCCAUAGUGGAGAGAAACCUUAUGAAUGCAAGAAAUGUGGAAAGGCAUUCAGUUGUAGUUCCAGUCUUGCCCUACAUCAAAGAAUACACAGUGGGGAGAAACCUUAUGAAUGCAGCCAGUGUGGGAAGACAUUCAGACGGAGCUCUGACCUUGCUGUACAUCAGAGAAUCCAUACUGGGGAGAAACCUUAUAAAUGCAAGCAGUGUGGAAAGACAUUCAGUCGGAGCUACCAUUUAGUGGAACAUCAGAGAAUCCACAGUGGGGAGAAACCAUAUGAAUGCAACCAAUGUGGAAAGACGUUCAGUUGUAACUCCAGUCUUUCUGUACAUCAGAGAAUCCACAGUGGGGAGAAGCCUUAUGAAUGCAACCAAUGUGGAAAGACAUUCAGUCAGAGGUCAAAACUUGAUCAGCAUUACAGAAUCCACACUGGGGAGAAACCUUAUAAAUGUAAACAUUGUGGAAAGACAUUCAGUCAGAGCUCUACUCUUUCUGUACACCAUAGAAUUCACACUGGGGAGAAACGUUAUGAAUGCAAGAAAUGUGGAAAGACAUUCUAUCGGCGCUCCAGACUUGGUCAACAUGAGAGAAUCCAUACUGCAGCAGAACCUUAUUAAUGAAAGAAGUUUGGAAAGACACCCAGACACAGCCACUCUGGCUAUAAAUCAAAUAAUCUUAUGGAUCCAAUGUUAAAGGGAUUUCCUUAAUCUCUCUCUCUCUUGUCUCCUUAAGUUGCUAGAGCAAGAUGUCAAAGUAAACCAGAACUUGCAGGAAUCAGUGAUCCAUAGCUGAAGAUUCCAUUACUAGGGAGACCAAGACUGAGGGGAGUUGGUAGACUGCUCUCUGACAGGAAGUGACAAGAGAAAGGAAGCAGUUGUGGACAUUUCAGGGCAUUUUCACUCUGGGAUCUCUAGAGAGCAAGAGGUCUGUCUCUGAGGCAAGGGACUACUGGUAGUUGGCUACUGACAGUUGUGCUUCUGUAGAAAACUGAUUGAAGAAAUAAGUGGUAUGUAGGAAUUUAAGUGAUUAGUGAGUAAUUUAUAGAGUAGAAUAGAUUAGGCCUUGUGUGCCAGGCAGCAGAACCUAUACUGAUAAGACAUUGUUUUUAGGAAAUUCUAGGUCAUAUUAGGAAUAUAUGGUAUGUUUAUAGAGUGUAAGAAUAGUAAUUUCCACUUUUCUAUCUUUUCACUUGUACUUCCUAUGUAAAUUAAAGUUUCUGCUAAGGUG